ACCGCGAGUCAUGGCGUCGCGACAGCUGCUGCAGGCGUGUUGUUGUCGCGCUCGCGUUUAGUUCUAGACUUCUAGUUCCGCGCGCGCGUCCACUUAUCAUCGUAUAUUUCUUUCUUUUUUCCUCCUUCCUUUGUUAGUUUUCACGUCUCUCUCCAAUACAAUAACAUCAGAGCGCAUCGGCAGCGGCUAAGUGGACGAAGUAGUAGGGAGUGAGUCGCGGAGAAGAAGGAGCUAUUGUCGCGAGCUGAUCUCGUUGUAUUGUCGCCGUCGUCGUCGUCGGAACGAUUUUGGCGAUGAGACAGUGCCGCUCAUCCGUUGCUGCUUGUGCUCUGGAGUUUGGUGACGCGCGCAAAAGGCCACUUCAACGUAGUUACAGGAACCUGCUGCAAAGAUAAUUAUACAAUCCAAGUCAUUUGUUAAAUGGCUUGUGAAUUGCAUUUAAAAUUUUUAUCAUAUCUUUUGUCAUUGCUGAAAAACUGAAAGCAUAAAUCCUGCAAGAAUACUUUGACCAAAACUUCCUUAUAUACAUAAACUCAAGAGUCUGAAAUAGUAACGGAGCUCUUCCAAGAUUCAACACAAUGGCUAAUCCAGGCACGGUUGUAGCACACGUAGCUAAGCUAGUUAUUACCAUAGCUUGUAUGAAAUUCUUCAAGGAUUCCUUUUCCCUUCGAGUGACCGAACAAAGCUGGGCUGUUCGUGCCCUUCAGAUUCUCCUUGUGCACUCCAUUCUGGGCAUCUUCAGAUAUGGCGGCUCGAGCACCACAAAGCGCUUCAGAAACUUUUACGAGCUGUUUACGAGCAUCAUAGAGGUCGUGCCUUUUGCCUUCUUCACCACGGAGGUGCUGCUGAAGUAUCGCGUACGCGAGGAGUUGCGCUUCCUCCUUCUCGCCUUGGCCUUGUCCCCGAGCGUGAUUGAGCUCAGCUCGUCCCGAAUCAAAGACCGCUCGAAGCUCUCUAAAUUUACCAACAUUAUCUUCGGGCUGCAGUCGGCCGCGCUGAUAAUCGUCUGCCUACUCAACGAAAAUUAUGGGGGACUCAGUCUCGCUGCAUCGUUCGCCGUUUCCCGGUACUUCUCCGAGGACUUCUGCGACCACUACGAAGUGCCCUACGCUGAUCUGUCCCAGUACAGUCUGGGCUUCGUCGAGAUCUUCGCCCUCGCUACGCUCAAGGAUAUCUAAGGUCAUGAUCUCGAUUCGAUUGCUGUAGAUUUUAGACGGAGAUAUACGAAAUAAGGGAAACGGAGUCGCCUUACAAGCUUGAAAAAUCAAUGUUUAUGAAGUUUCGUGGGGAGGGGCUGUCGCGUCGACGGCCGGAGAAAAAUGUUGUAGUUUUUAAAGACGUUUGGCGUUUUUUAAUGAUUUUUUUUUUUCAAAGGCCUACGUAUUGGAUAAGACGUACUUAAAUACUUGCGCGCAAAAACUACAAAAUUUGUUGCUCUGCAUAAUACUUAAAAGUUCUGAUGAAUGUACCAACUCUACUGCUAAAUUUUCGAUAGCGCGAGAGAGCCGUUAUUUGUUACUUCAACUUUACCGUGUAUAUAUAUAUAUAUAUAUAUAUAUGUCGAAAUUUGGUAUAAAAGUAUGCAUAAUAUCGAUGUGCGUUUGAUUUUUCAAGGUUUUUGACUUUCAGACAAUUUUAUCAAAGACCAAAGAGACUUAUGGGUAGAUGAGAACAUAAGCAAAAACCGGUGAUCACGGGUUACUUAAAAGAAAAGGGAAAAAAAGUAGCGAGUUAACGCAAGAAUCAUAUAUAUAUAUAGUAACAUGAGGGAGAAACUGUAGCUUUGUAGUAAAAAGUUCAGACCUAUAACGAAAGAAGUUCGAUAAUCUUCCAUUUGUACCGACUUUUCUCUGCGUUGCCAUAUAUAGAACCUACGAUAGGUCCGAGAAUAAGAUUUAUAUAUUAGGAAAACGAUGCGAGAUACUUCCUUGAGUCAAUUUCAAACAAGUUAAUGAAAAUGAAUUAGAUGAACAAUUAGAGAAACCCCGUCGAAUAGUUGAGGAAAUAGAGUACGCCCAUAGAUCUUUCACGAAAACCAAAGUCCGAUAUAAAAACAUGGCAGUUGUAGAAGUUUUGAUCGGCCGAUGUAGGGAAAAGUUUAUUAUUGGUUUAGUUUUUUCUAUCAGUAGCGUUAUUCGAGAUGAAAAACGGAGAAAGAUUUUAAGAGGCCAGAGAAACUUUAUACAUCUAGAAUAUAUAGAUACAUCGCUGCAUUUCCGUACCUUUUACAAAGUACAUAACUGGCUUUAUUAGCUAUACGACUUAUUACCGGGAUACGUUUUUUAAGUAGGAGUUUCUGAUUAAAACGUUUGAAGCAAUUAUUUUACUCUGAUAGUCGUUCGUUCACGUACUGUCACGAGCAUUUUAAUUAGCGAAUUAAAAAAAGAAUAAACAAUAAUAAGGAAAUAAUAGUUGUAAAGAGAAGCCUAAUACAUAAUAAUUUUUUAAUUGCAGUUUUCAAUGAAAUUUCCUACUUAGAACAAUGUACUAUAAUUAUUAGUCUAUCGGAUAAUUAUUAUCAAUACGACUAACCAAGAGAAAUAAUAUACUGUUACCAUGUUUGCAGAUAUUUAUUAUAUUCGUACUUUUGUAUCUAUACAAAUUGUAUAAGACUCUAUGAAUCAUUGACAUAUACAGGAGCUCUCCCCCCAAUUAUUAUAUAUACGGCAAUUACAUAGCAGAUCGUAUACAUACGUAUAUUAUACAGUUAAAUGUUUUAUCUAUUUUUUUUAUACAAUUUUUUGCUUUUAUAUACUCUAUAUAAAUCAGUAUAAUUUUUGAUUUACUUUAUAGAAACAUGGCAUAAUGAGUAUGAAAAGACGUAUAAUUUUGUUGAAAUGUCAGUCGCCGCUUACAGUACGACCAACGUUCUUUACGAACUAUAAAUAUAUAAUAUGUGUGUAUAUAUAGUGCGAUAAAUUUAGGAAAAAAUUGGUUUACAGACGAUUCAAUACAAAACUGUGAUAAGAGCUUGAAUUACUUAGAAGAUUUGCUUAAAAACCUUAUUUUUGUUUACUUAAAAAACGAAUCGUUCGAUAUCCGCAAACUUUCGAUGGUCGAAAUUCUUCCAAAGGCACGUACAAGAAUGCCCGCAUCGUACGCCGGUAAACGGAAUUUCCCAGCCCAUAUAGCUUGAUUGCACCUCAUAAACCACAGGACAACACCCCCAAGCGCUGCGCCGUUAUGCCUUAGAAGUGGGUCCUGCAAAUUUUCCCUGGACUGUCAUUGGCGAUCGGCCCAAAGUAAUGCCGGCUUCAUCCCUACCACCAAGUGCUCGUCGGAUGGGCUACAAAUGAUCCCGUUGGCACGGUCUUGUCAUCAGUACUCCAGAAAGCACAGAACCUAACGCAUCCAACGCUCUUGAUUCUGCCGAGAUUAUUCAGCUGAGUCUCGCCGAUUACUAAGUUCGAGUUUGUGAAAGUUUGAAAGUUACAUCCCGCAGUGAGAAUAUGUCUGACGUAAACCACAACGCCGCUCAGGACGACGCCAUCCUCUUGCAUCUGGCGGUGAUCGAGGAGAACGAGGACGUGGUGAAGUUUCUCCUGAAACACGCUGUCCCGGUGAACAGUCGUGCCGUGAACAAGCAGCUGUCCCUCGAGUUUGUCACCGACACGGAGCACCAGAAGUACGUCAACUCGAUCCAAGGCAAAGAAGAGCUCGACGACCAUGACCUGGAGUUCAACAUCACCAAGACCACGACGGCCCUUCACCUGGCCAGCCGCAACAAGAGCAAGCAAAUCGCCGAGCUUCUACUCCAGCACGGCGCAGAGAUAAACUCCGAGAUGGAGGGCGGAGAGACGCCGCUGAUAAUCGCCGUGAUCUUCAUGAAGCAGGAGAUCGUCGAGCUCCUAGUCCAAUGCGGCGCCGACGUGAACGCCAGCACCGCCUGGGGAAAGUCCGCUCUGCACUACGCUGCUCAGACCGGGCAGAAGAGCACGCUCGAGUACCUGCUGAAACACGGCGGCCACGUGAACGCCGCCAACCUCGAGGGCCUGACUCCGAUGCACAUCGCAGCCGAGGCCGGUCACAAGGAGCUCGUCGCUGUGCUUCUGAAAAACGGCGCCGACAUAAACAUCAAGAGCAAGAGCGGCGCUACGGCUCUUCACUUCGCCGUGGUCAUGGGCCACAAGGAGGUCGUCGAGCUGCUCGUCGGCAGCGGCGCCGACAUCAACGUCCUCAUGAAACAGGGCGCCCUGGACUUGUCGCCCUUCAGCUGGAUCACCGAGAACGAGGAGAAGAGGGCCUGGGAACUCGUCGCCCAGUACACGCCCAAGAUGAGCAUCGUCAACUGGUACAACACCAUGGUGACCAAGCUGUACCGUCGCAACAAUAAGGACAGGAGGAGUGUUUUUCGAUCAACCGAGUCCUUGCAGGAGAAAAAGUAGUCAAUGCGAGAGCGGAAACCUCAAAGACCUGAUUGGAAUAGCGCAGAAGAGACCCGCGAUGUUUCGGAAAAUCGCGCAGAGAAAUGAGUGUCUGCUCUUGUGGGGUGACAAAUUCAAGUGCCGGACGAUCUGCAUGAUUAAGUGAAUUUUUUUAUGGCUGGUUAUAUUAUUGACUUUCAUUAUUGUCACGGGCGAGCGAGUGAGAUUGUGCGAGUGUUUUUUUUUCUUCAAAUUAUGUUGUAUGCGAUAUGCGAGCGCGCGAUAGUAUUAUAAGUUUUCGUACGAAUAUGGAUGAAUGUUGCGUUUAUUUUUAUUAAAAAUGCGUCCUUAUAUGCUUUAAAGAUUUUUGUGAAAUUUUGGUACUUACAUAGCGAACGAAAAUGUAUCCACAAAAGCAAAAAAAACGAUAAUUUUUUGUACAUGUUCACACUUAUAGCGAUAAUGAUAAUGCGAAUAAAACAAAAUUAUAUUUGUAAAAAUACACA
Molecule: messenger RNA, 4870 nt
Organism: Nasonia vitripennis (jewel wasp)
Lineage: Eukaryota; Metazoa; Arthropoda; Insecta; Hymenoptera; Pteromalidae
Product: putative ankyrin repeat protein RF_0381
Exons: 3
Coding region: 3450-4385 (311 amino acids)
Cellular component (GO): nucleus; cytoplasm
Molecular function (GO): protein binding
Source: RefSeq, a predicted model, not a curated record